This is a messenger RNA of Momordica charantia (bitter melon), 1549 nucleotides long. RefSeq names its product peptidyl-prolyl cis-trans isomerase CYP19-4. Gene Ontology annotation, biological process: protein folding; protein peptidyl-prolyl isomerization. Gene Ontology annotation, molecular function: cyclosporin A binding; peptidyl-prolyl cis-trans isomerase activity. NCBI's taxonomy places the organism in Eukaryota, Viridiplantae, Streptophyta, Magnoliopsida, Cucurbitales, Cucurbitaceae. The record is from RefSeq and is a predicted model, not a curated record. Gene Ontology annotation, cellular component: cytoplasm; intracellular membrane-bounded organelle.
AUAAUACUCCGUCGGAAAAAUAUCUAUUUAUUGCAAUUUUCCUAAAUACGUUGGGAUUAAACUAUAUCGUUAGCAAAUUUCACCCUUCUGAAUAUAAAUUAGAGAAGUAAAUCUAUGAAUUAAAUCAUUACAAGUUUUAGAAUAGUGAAUUACUCUUGAAUUCAAGUUCAGACCAGCUUUGUUUGUUUUAAGUUCUUCGGUGAGGGAUUUCUGAAAAUUGAGGCGAUCGAGGGGGCGACCACAAUGAGGAGAUUAUCGUCGGCGGUCUUUUUGUGGAUUUUGUUUCUGAUUGGCACAAUUGUCUUGAUUCUGAGCCAAUUAAACGAUGGAGAAGUCUCGUCCGAGAAAAAGGUUGUCGAAGAUGAGGAAACCAAAUUGGAGACGAAUCCGGCGACGGUGACCCGCAGAGUAUACUUUGAUAUCGAAAUCGCUGGAAAGCCCUCGGGGCGAGUUGUCAUUGGCCUAUUUGGAGAAACAGUCCCUAAAACCGUAGAGAAUUUUCGCGCUCUUUGCACGGGGGAGAAAGGAAUUGGGAGUAGCGGGAAGCCUCUACAUUACAAAGGAAGCAAAUUCCAUAGGAUUAUUCCAAGUUUUAUGAUACAGGGAGGUGAUUUUACUCUUGGAGAUGGCCGAGGUGGAGAGUCAAUAUAUGGCGGGAGGUUUGCCGAUGAAAAUUUCAAAUUGAAACAUGAUGGUCCAGGACUUCUGUCGAUGGCUAAUGCCGGGGUGGACACAAAUGGAUCGCAGUUCUUCAUUACGACUGUAAAAACUAGCUGGUUGGACGGGCACCAUGUCGUAUUUGGAAAAGUGCUUUCAGGCAUGGAUGUCAUCUUCAAGAUCGAAGCUGAAGGAAGUCAGGAUGGAAAACCAAAGACUGAAGUACACAUUUCAGAAAGUGGAGAACUUCCAGUAUGAUUCUGGAAAUACAGAUUGUUGACUACAAAGGUCCUCCCUCCCUACAAACUUCUCUCCUAAUGAGAUGUAGGCAUCAGCUUCACAUUAGAAUUGAUCAUUACACGGCAUUUCGUGGUUCUAAUUCAAAUUGUUUUUCAUUUCUAUACAAUGGAAUGUUAUCUUUAUAGAAUCAAGAGACUGGAUCGAGUUUUCUUGUUUGCUGUUUUUACUUCUCUUAUCUCUUGAAAUAAAAUGUCUAGAUCUUCCUUCUAAAAAUGGUUGAUUGGUGUUGAAGUUGAGCAUCUUCCAUGAAAACAACAAGCACAAACACACUCUUGCUUUUAGAGAUUCUAAAUUCAGCAAACUUUUCAAAAUAAGCACAUCAUCUUCUUUUGUGGAUUCCAAAUUUAGAAAAACUUUUCAAAACAGAUGCCGGCUGCAAAAUUGACAAUUGUGAAUAAAAAUCUUCAUAUAUCCCAUUCUCACUUACUAAAUCCAUCUAAUAUCAAAAUAUCCUUUCUUCAGUAGAUUUGGUUUAAAAUAUCUUCACAUCCUUUAGCAAAGCAUUUGACCCUUCAUGUAAAAAAAAAAAAAAAAAGGAUCACCACAGAAGCACUUUUGUCUCUGAAUAUUUGAUCCAAUCUCACCAGAAAGA